Radiomyces spectabilis is the source of this 3396-nucleotide messenger RNA. RefSeq lists its product as uncharacterized. Gene Ontology annotation, biological process: mitotic spindle organization; microtubule-based movement. NCBI's taxonomy places the organism in Eukaryota, Fungi, Mucoromycota, Mucoromycetes, Mucorales, Radiomycetaceae. Gene Ontology annotation, molecular function: microtubule binding; ATP binding; microtubule motor activity. Bases 50 to 3349 code for a protein of 1099 amino acids. The transcript is spliced from 5 exons. The record is from RefSeq and is a predicted model, not a curated record.
CUGGGUCUUUCUUUUUUUUCUUUUCUUUCGUUUUCGCUCCAUCCCCAUCAUGACCCAUUGUUCCAUGUUUGUAGUGGUGCGCGGCAUGUCCAAUGACGAUCAUGGCCACAGCGAGACAUGCUCCUUUUUGACAAAACAAAACGACACGUUGAUUCUCGCUCCUUUUCAAAAACGUUUCACUAUUGACAGUUCCGUGACAUUGCUCGAUCCGACAUCCACAUCCCUUCUUGACACCACAUGUAACAUGGUCAAUCGAUUCUUGGAAGGUGAUGAUGCUUCUAUUAUCACCAAGGGACCGUUGAGGUUCAUCGAGCAGAGUCACAGUGACUUGAUUAGUUAUGCGAGCGAUGUGUUAUUUCAACAGUACGGCGAGAAAACCGGUCGCAGUGUAAAUACGUUACAUACCCAUGGACGGCAGGCCCGUCCAGUGCGACUUCGAACCACUUCCAUGAUCGAUCUUCGAACCACCACUUCUUUGACGGAUCAUCGUUACACAUUCAAGGUGUGCAUGGUGGAAUUACAUAAUGAUCACGUCUACGAUUUGCUCGGUGAUACAAAGGUCAUUGAUCAUUGCCUGGAACGGACAGUGUCCAGCACGCAUGAUAUGAAAAGAUUUUUUAAUCAAGGAAUGAAACGACGGUUACACAACUCGUCGCAUUGUAUAUUUUCGAUUUUGUAUAAACAAGAAGUGUGGAUCAGUAAACCCAAAAACGAUGGGUCCAAAUCCACACCUUUGCGACGGCAACAGGGAAGCUUUUUGCGUGCAAACAGCUCCCCCAGUGUCAAAGAGAUCAUUGGUCAAAUGGAAAAGCAAGCACGGAACAAGCGAAAGGAUACCGAAGGCGAAUGGACCGUCAAGCAAUCCCAUCUUCACUUUAUCCUUACUACCGAUAGUGUCAAGGCGGUGACAGAAACCCUUUGUCAGUUUCCGACAAUGCCAUCCAUGUAUCACAAUUUAAUGGCGGCCGAUGAACGGUGUCCUAUGCUGGUGAUAGCGUGUAUCAGUAUCCACGAAGCCGAUCUAGCCGAAACCGUCGCCACGCUUGAAUGUUUUGGCAAAGCAGUAAAAGAACAAGACGAACCGAUAAGCGAUGGCAAUGAUACAGACAUGGUGCGGAAACUUCGCUUGGAAUUGCUUGACUAUCAAAAGAACCAGCAGGAACUGAUGGAUGCUCGAGCACUGCAAAGUGAACAAAUCGCCGAACUGGAAAGGACGGUCGCCACCAUGGAUGGAUCGCUUAAAGAACGGGAACAUGAACUUCGAGAAGUAUAUUCACAGAAUAUGCAAUGGGAAAAACUGUGGAACGAUCUGCUGUAUCAGCAUGAACAGUAUAAGCAAAAAGUCGAUCAAGCUGCUGUAUCGAUGGAAAAGGAGAUGACGCAGGAAAUCGAACGAUUGAAACGAGCAUACGAUAUAUGCAAAGAAAAAGAACAGAUCUACCACGACCAACUGGCGGAUGCUCAGGAGAACAAUGCCGUGUUACGGAAGCAUAUGUGGGAAAACGAACAGGGCACGCAAAUUAGUUUGAGAUUACGGUUGGAGGAAUUGGAACGUUGCAAAUUGGAUCUCGCACGGUAUCGAGCGCUGGAGAAAAGUCAAACGGCCAUGAUUGUUGGAUUGGAGCGAAAACAAGCAGAGAUGGACACGUACACUGCGAACCUAUGUCAACAACUAACCCAGCGUGAUGGCGAAAUCGACCACUUGAAAAAGUGUUGGAAGGAAGAAAUCGAGAGAAAAGAGAAAUGGCAAGAGCAAUCACAAGAUUUGCAACGACAAGUUUCAUCCAUGGUGAAGGAACGCCAGCGACUGGAAAUGACGAUCCGGUACAUUGAUCACCGACUUCAGCAUCAGGAUGAUCGAUUUGACCAAUUGUAUACCACGUACGAAGAUCAACAGCAUGCUUUUCGCCAACGCAAAAAGGAGUACCAGGAGAUGGUGGCAAUCUUGGAAACGGACAAUGCGCGUUUGAAAAGCGAGAUCAUGGAUUUUAAGCAGCGUUUGAACGAGCAGGAGAUGUUGGUGGACACACUGCAAAAGCAACAAAAAGUGUCGCUCAUUGAUCAGCAGCGGACACGCGCUCUGGAAAGUCGUGUGGAGGAACUGGAUGCUACGGUGGAACAGAUGAGCACGGACAAACAAAAGGCGGAACAAGUGCACUACAACCUUGUACGAGAAUUGGCGAAAUCGGCGGCUUUUGAGAAAAAGAUUCAAGCAUUGGAACAAACCAUGGAGGAGGAACGCGCGCUGGUCCGCGCGAAUGAUCACACAGGCAUGAUUGAGAAAUUGGAAGACAAGAUCAAGGCGCUUGAAAAAGCCAAACAGACGGAACAGGAAGACUUUGAAGCCAGUUACGAGAUUGCAUUGAACGAUCUGGAAACGUCGCGUCACACCAUUGCAGCUCAGCAGAGAAUCAUUGAUUCGCUUCGGAGAGAGUCGCACGGACUGCACGGCCCCGGAUCGUUGGAAGACUCGUCUUUCCGAUCCAUGUCGGAUCACUUGCCUACUAUGCCAAACUAUCGUGUAAGGUCUCCGGAUAUGAAAUCACCGCGACACAUGCUUCUUGAUUAUGGCCGAGCCACCAGAUAUCGGGACCAGGACAAGUCCAUCACGAGCCGACCCACGUCGCCUUCUCGAUCCGUUCAAAUGUCGGUCCGGUCUCUGUCACCCCCGCCGUCUGAGACCAUGAGCUGCAAAAGACGGGAAGAUCAAGGGGAUACCACGCCCAAGCAGCGCGGAUCGAUCCAUUCGGUAUCGUCUGACUCGGGGUUGCGAUCGUUCCCAAGCUUGCGGUCCGUUUCUCAAUCACAGCCACCACCACCAGGGGCCCAUGACCGGGCCAUGUCACCCAUGUCAUUUGCACCGUCUCCACCGCCCUCCAAUCCACUUCCUCCGAUUCCUGACACCAUGCCCAUGUACCCUAUCCGAUCCAGUGCGAGUACACCGAUCCCCACGGGCACCAGUCAUUCGGUGAUGGAAGAUGGCGAAAGUUCGCGAACCAGUUACCAACGGAUCAUUGAUCAGGCCGACAGUGAUAUCAGGGCCCACCAACACAUCAUUGGCAAGCUGGAAACGCAGUUAUCUCGUUCCGAGUCCAAAACGAGAGAAACAAAGAAACAAUUGGACGUGUUAUUACACGAAAAACACAGCAAUGAUCGUGAACUGCAAAUGUUGAAAGAACACAUUGUGCGUCUCGAGCAAGAAGCGGAAGGCAAUCGGCAACACCUAGAGUCACGGUUGCAUCAGGAACGACUGUUGAAAGAAAAGGCGGAAAAGGCGCGAGCCAUUCUAGAAGAUCGAUUAGACACAUUGAUGAUGACGCAUAAAAGGAGCAAAUUUAUGUGCUUUUAAUAUCUUGGACUUGCCAAUAUCACCACUCUUAUAUAUCAUUUGAUUAA